GUUGCAUAAAUAAAACACUAUUGAGCAACCACUGGAGCUGAAUAACAGAACGGCAGGAGUAGGGAUUUUCGGAGAGAUUUUAUAUUCCGGUAGCAGCAAACGGAAAAGUAGUGUUACGUGAGGUCAUACGGAGGCAGCACAGUUUAAAAUCCCGACAAAACGGUUGUUCAGAUAAAAUUCUACCCAAUCAAUUAUUGGAGCUAGAGCCACACGAGCAAGUAGGAAUUUAGAUGUUAUUUGGGAGUCUGAAAAACGACAACUAGAAAAGCAGCUUGUUCCACAUAAAAUAAUAUGGAGUAAGAUUUAUAUUUUUUUUAAAGCAAUAAAUUUUUCAGUCAGACAGUAACCAAAGCCUGAUUCGAUAUGAGAAAAAUUGAUUUUUGAUUGAACCGUUUUAAAGAAUAUGACAUUCCAUGGAUGACUGCUGGUAGAAAAAAUUAAGGUUUGCGCUGAACGCAUUCAAAAUUAAUUAGCAAUUUUCUUUUCCCUGCGUUGGUCAUCGUCACAGAACAUUCAUCCAAGAUAAUGGGUUUUUUCGAUGAAUUCAGGGAAGCCAUGUAUGAUGGAGAUCCCACUAUUCGGGAAUGGUUUCUGAUAAAAAGCGACUUCUGGCCGCCUUUUCUCAGCUUCAUGUACCUGCUGACCAUCAAGGUGAUUGGACCGUACUUCAUGAAAAACCGAAAACCUUAUGACCUUAGGAAAAUAAUGGCUUUAUACAAUCUUUUUCUGGUAGUUACUUACCUAGCAGCUCUUUGUACGUUUUUCUAUAACCUGAAAGAUUUGGACACAAUAAAGCUGUGUGAAAUUUCCCGCGUUAGUAGGCAAGAUGCAACUUAUACGCUGGCAACGUGCGGUUGGGUCGUCUACCUUUUGAAAUACAUCGAAUUCUUUGACACGAUAUUUUUUGUGCUCAGGAAGAAGGACCACAUGAUCACGAACCUUCACGUCAUUCACCACGGCAGUCUUCCUCUUUGCGGAUGGAUGCUGUUCCGAACGGAAAGAACUGGUAUCCAGGGAUUUCCAACAAUGCUCAAUUCCAUGGUUCACACCAUUAUGUAUUUCUACUAUUUUCUCGCUGCCUUGGGACCCAGAAUCAGAAUGUACUUAUGGUGGAAAAGAUACCUCACAAUUCUCCAAAUGACUCAGUUCAUCAUAAUCUUCAUUUUUGCGACUGUGAUAACACCACUUGCAGGAUGCAGCUCAAGAAAGAGUAGUGUCUAUAUCCAUAUUUUUACUGCUGUUGUGUUCUUUAUCCUGUUUUACAAUUUCUACCGUCACUCAUUCAAGCCAACAAAAUCUCACCAGAAUUCGAAUUUCGAAAAGGGAAAAGAAUGAAGACAAGUGUUCCAAUGGCCAGGUCAUGAACGGUCACGCAACAAAGAUUAAGUCCAACUAGAACUCAAUUAACACAUCAUACUUAUUGAAACGGUGCUUAUUUUGUAUAUGUUGCCUUUGAAAUAAUUGACUUUUCUGAAGCCUGUACUUUUCUGAUGGAAUACGAUUCCUUUACUUUAUACUCAUAAUGUACUAGACAUCUCACAACCUUUGCCAAAUGAAUUUUUAAUACUUAAAAUAUUGUAAAGCAUAAUAAUAACGCUUUACAAUAUUUGUAAAGUUGCAACAAAGUUUCUAGUUGUCCAUUGUACAACAGAUAUCUUUUGUCCAAAAAAGCAAGGCCUAUUAAAAUCUUGUCUCCUUAUGAAGUUCUUAUCAAAUUCGUGUAAGGCACGGAUUCCUAGCUAACGUUACGCAGAUGAACCAGAUCAGAGUUAGGCCAUUCUUCUCAAAGGAUAUGUACUUCAUAAGAUGUCCAAUCGAGUGAAUGAUAAAUGCAUGUGUCUGUAUUUUUAUUCUGUUAUAAUUUUAGGAAAAUUGUUAGCAUAUAAUGUUUUUUGUGUUGUCUGUAAGAAUGUAUAUAUAUGUUUAACGUAUAUUGCACAAAAAAAAAAAAAAAAAAAAAAAAAAAAAAAAAAAAAAAAAAAAAAAAAAAA
This is a messenger RNA of Stegodyphus dumicola, 1991 nucleotides long. RefSeq lists its product as uncharacterized. Gene Ontology annotation, cellular component: endoplasmic reticulum membrane. Gene Ontology annotation, biological process: fatty acid elongation, monounsaturated fatty acid; very long-chain fatty acid biosynthetic process; fatty acid elongation, polyunsaturated fatty acid. The record is from RefSeq and is a predicted model, not a curated record. NCBI's taxonomy places the organism in Eukaryota, Metazoa, Arthropoda, Arachnida, Araneae, Eresidae. Gene Ontology annotation, molecular function: fatty acid elongase activity.